Molecule: messenger RNA, 2175 nt
Organism: Mus caroli (Ryukyu mouse)
Lineage: Eukaryota; Metazoa; Chordata; Mammalia; Rodentia; Muridae
Gene: Oat
Product: ornithine aminotransferase
Cellular component (GO): cytoplasm
Molecular function (GO): identical protein binding; pyridoxal phosphate binding; L-ornithine transaminase activity
Source: RefSeq, a predicted model, not a curated record
GGGGGCGGGACAGACACGUCAUCUUAAACGACCUGACGCGCCGGGCGGCCACAUCGCGCUUCGUGGCUGAAGUACAGUCAGUGUCGCUUAGCGGACGCUGUCAGGUCUGUCUGCACUCCCACUCCUGAAGGACCCACACAAUGCUUUCUAAACUAGCAAGUCUGCAGACCAUUGCUGCUCUGCGCCGAGGAGUCCACACCUCAGUCGCCUCUGCCACGUCUGUUGCCACGAAGAAGACAGAGCAAGGCCCACCAUCUUCUGAGUACAUUUUUGAACGGGAAUCUAAAUAUGGUGCACACAAUUACCAUCCUUUGCCUGUAGCCCUGGAGAGAGGAAAAGGCAUUUAUAUGUGGGAUGUGGAAGGCAGGCAGUACUUCGAUUUCCUGAGUGCUUAUGGUGCUGUCAGCCAAGGACACUGCCACCCAAAGAUCAUAGAUGCCAUGAAGAGUCAGGUGGACAAGCUGACGUUAACAUCUCGGGCUUUCUAUAACAAUGUCCUUGGUGAAUACGAGGAGUACAUCACCAAGCUUUUCAACUACAACAAAGUUCUCCCUAUGAAUACAGGAGUGGAGGCUGGAGAGACUGCAUGUAAGCUCGCUCGUCGUUGGGGCUACACCGUGAAAGGCAUCCAGAAAUACAAAGCAAAGAUUGUUUUUGCUGAUGGAAACUUUUGGGGUCGAACGCUAUCUGCAAUCUCCAGUUCCACAGAUCCGACCAGUUAUGAUGGCUUUGGACCCUUCAUGCCAGGCUUUGAGACCAUCCCAUAUAACGAUCUGCCUGCACUGGAGCGUGCUCUUCAGGAUCCAAAUGUUGCUGCCUUCAUGGUGGAGCCCAUCCAGGGUGAAGCAGGCGUUAUCGUUCCGGAUCCAGGAUACCUGACAGGAGUUCGGGAACUCUGCACCAGGCACCAGGUCCUGUUUAUUGCUGAUGAAAUACAGACAGGAUUGGCCAGAACUGGUAGAUGGCUAGCUGUGGAUCAUGAGAAUGUCAGACCUGACAUGGUUCUUCUUGGGAAGGCCCUUUCUGGCGGUUUAUACCCUGUGUCUGCAGUGCUGUGUGACGAUGAGAUAAUGUUGACCAUUAAACCAGGCGAGCAUGGCUCCACAUACGGCGGAAACCCACUAGGCUGCCGAAUUGCCAUUGCGGCUCUUGAGGUUUUAGAAGAGGAGAAUCUUGCUGAGAACGCAGACAAGAUGGGUGCUAUCCUGAGGAAGGAGCUCAUGAAGCUGCCCUCUGAUGUUGUGACUUCGGUGAGAGGGAAAGGGUUGCUAAAUGCCAUCGUCAUCAGAGAAACCAAAGACUGUGAUGCUUGGAAGGUGUGCCUGCGACUUCGAGAUAAUGGGCUUCUGGCCAAGCCAACCCAUGGUGAUAUCAUCAGGCUUGCCCCUCCACUUGUGAUCAAAGAGGAUGAGAUCCGGGAGUCCGUGGAGAUCAUCAACAAGACCAUCUUGUCCUUCUGAGAGUAGGAACUCCGGGGAGCCAUCUUCAGACAGGGCUCUUGCGAAAUUCUGCUUGCAAUGGCCAGAGCCUGUCUCCUAAAAGGCGUAUAUUUCAGUUGAUGCAUAGUAGAGAGACACCUAGGAACCUGCAGGUGGCUGCGUGACAGAAAAGUGAGAGCGAGAGGCGAGGCAUCUCUUUGUUGAGGUUUGACUGUGUGGGAACUUUCUAAGGAGAAACAGAUCCAUCUGCGCACAGCCUGCAGAUGGAGUCCUGCAGUCAUUUACGUGCGUUUUUGCAGUUUCCUUGCUGAUGUGAAUGUUUUGUAUUUAGAAGUUAUUUCUGAGCUACUACAGAAGAAACUAGCUUAACCUCGUGCAGUUAAAUCAUUAUAAUCAAUGAAUGUUAAGCUGAUUGAAGGUUAAGCAUAUGUAAAAUACUAGUUUAAAGUAAACUUUCCAUUGGCCAACACCAGAAUGUAUUAUAUAGAUUCUGAGAAUUCAUUACUAAAUUAUACUUUGCUUGAUUGCAAUUUGUAAAACAUUUAUUUUCAGUAUUUCUUUGAAUAAAGCUUAAUGUUUCUUUUUACGCCAACAGAGUAUUUUGUAUUUCCAUUUUGGUAAUAAUCAGUGUAUUAUUUCAUCCUGAUGACUGGCAUUUCAUUGCCUAUUGAGAUCACUGGGUGUGUUUCAGACCUUUUAUUCUAAAUAAAGCUAUGACCAGUUUCUAUCUGUACAA